CCCAGCCACCUUGCCACCAUCUGUAGCCCCUCCAGAACCAGAGCCACAACCGGACUCAGAACCAGCACCAGGCCGAGGGACUCCCCCUGCACCUCCAUCAUGCAGAGCCUGCCCAGGAAGUGGGUUCUGAAGCCCCUCUCCCCCCACCUGGACCAGUCCUCCGACCUGCGGACCAUCACCAGCCCGGUCUCGGACGAGUCCUUCUCUUUCACAUCUGACAUGAGAUGGAGAGACCACCUCGGAUCGUCAUCAAAGGGUCAGCUGGACGCAGACGAGGCCUUCGACAGUAUCUCCGUGACUCGAACCAGCUCCUCGGUGACCGUCUCCAGCUCCACGGUUGCCGGGGAGGAGGAGGUGGAGGAAGUGGAUGUGGUGGUCCAAUCGCGCCAGGUGUCCGUGGAGACGGCGGCGACGUUUGGCAGUGACCGCGGGAGCUACGCUUGGUCGGCCGGGAGCAGCAGCCCCAGCACCCCCGGCACUCCCAGCAGCACCAGCUCCCACACGGGCUUCUACUCGUUCGUGGACGACCCGACCAGUCCGGAGGCGGAGAGGAACGAGGAGUGGAUGGUGUCGCCCGAGAGACAGGCCAAGAUGGCCACUCUGAAAUGGGAGAACAGCUUCAAGGUCCAGACGUACGCACUGGAGAGGAAGCCAGAGAAGCUUUUCGAGGACGAUGAUGGCAACGGCGACUCGCACUACAAGGUGGACAGGAGCAUCGCCACGGCAGCGGAGGAAGCAGAAGGUGGUAAUGGCGGCGACCCGGCGACGCUGGACAGGAAGGACAUCAUCCGUGACCAGGCCCCUAAGAAGAGUCGCGCCUUAAAAGAGCAGUGGAGCGCUCUGGAGACCCUGGACCUCAGCAAACCACCCAAGACACUGGUGGACGGAUUCAGCAUCUGCUACAGCUCCAUCAAAACACCCGAACCAACUGCGGCGACGACGGCAGAGCCUGGCACCAUCGACGACAAUCAGAUCGAGUUCGAUGUGGCGCGCAAGCGGUUUCUUCAGAUGGAGCAGGCCAAGCGCAGCAGCGACGUGGCAGCAUCUCCAAGGAGACCCCAGUCCCCCGCCUUGGCGUAUAGACCUCACUCUCCAGCUGGAAUGACGUACAGGCCUCACUCUCCUGUUCCAUCAAACACGCCUUACUCGCCAGCGCACAAACCAGGCUCUCCAUUUCCGGUGUACGCCCCCACCGGUGCCCAACAUUACGCCUCACAGGUUCCUGCACAGCUCCGCAAGUACAUGUUUGCCGAGGAGAGCAGCGUAACCACCGAAAGCCAGCACCACCAAACACUAUCAACUACCAAUCAAGACAGCGAAGACAUCAUCAUAAGCAGCGCGAGGACGGUGACGGUCAUCGAAGACGAGAAAAUCAUGACCAGCAGAAGCAACACCACGGAGCUGGACGCAGGGGUAGUAGGGGCCCAGCAGCUUCAAGAGGACACCACCGCCUUUGGUGGUCAGGUCGUCAAGGAAGAGUCGGAGGAAGAGGCGACGACCGGUGGUGUCUUGUUGCUUAGCGCAGCAUCAGCAUCAUCCCAGGAGACGCCCAUCGAGCGAGAGAUCCGCAUCGCCCAGGAGCGCGAGGAGAGCCUGCGGCGGGCUCGCGGCAUCCAGCACAGCGCCAUGCCCGAGAUGGUGGAGAUCAAGACCAAGUCUCUCCUCUCCUCCUCCUCCUCCACGGCGGCUGAACCUGCCAAGCUUGUCAAGGCCAAAGAGAACAGCCGCGUGAGCUUCCUCAUCCAACGCGAGAUCAGCAGGGAUGGACGUCGAGAGCGCUCCCUCAGCGAGUAUGACGUGGAGGAGAGAAGGAGGGCCUUCGAGACCCAGGCGAGGCCCUCACCCGACCUGACUGCACCUACCCUGUCUGCAACAAACCAGCCAGACGUCUUCCAGGAACCCUCCUCCUUUAGCAAAGUUGAAGAAGAGAAGGUCUCGUCCUCUGAGGUGUCUGUGGCAUCCACAGCAGACGCAUCGAAGCCAGCAGAGCAGUCAGCGGAGAAUGAGAAUGGCCUGCUACCAUGCUGUCCCCACAGACACGCUGACGAGCAGGCAGCGGCUACGACUGUUUUGCUCUCCUCUCCUCGCGUGAGGGCCUCCUCCAGCUCCGAGAUGUCCUGGAGACCCCGUGCCCGCACCUCCUCUGGGGCCUUGGCCUCCCGCAUAGCUGCCGUGGAGCGAUGGAGCACCACCACCAACAACACCACCACCACAGACGGCUCCCACUCCCCACUGAGGCCCUCCCCACUAGCAGCAGCUCCCCCUGGCAGCCCCAUGCCCCCCAGGCAGUCCAGCUUUUUCAGAAGCGGAACUAGCUCAUGGUCGAGCUCAAGGCCGAGCCUGGGGACAUUCUCCUCGGCGAGCCUCUCGACGCUUGCCGACGCAGGAUCGGGGACAGGGUCUGGAUCUGGAUCUGGCCAGAACAGCGACCUGCAAGACUGGAGGCAGCAGAUGGAGGAGCGUCUGCAGAACGCCCCCGACCUGAUCCGGCAGGACAUCGAGAGGGACAUGCAGCGCGAGCAAGAGCACCUGGAACGCAAGUCUCAAAGCCAGACGCUACCGCCGCAGCCACCGCCACCUGAAAGCCAAGUGUCCCAAAACCAGGCACUACCACCACCACAACCACAUCAAAGCCAAGGAUCUCAAACCUGGGUAUCUCAAAACCGGGUAUCUCAAAGCUGGGCACCUCACCACCACCAGCGCUCCAUCUCUCUGGACAAGGGUCUGGAUGACAUCGACGGCGGCUCAGAGCAAGUGUUAACCUUGGCAACGGUGACAAGAACAACAACAACAACAACAAAAACAACAACAGAGGUCCAGCCUGACCUCAUGCGUAGCUCUGAAGUUGAGAACGUGACGGAGUCGUGGAGUGUGCCUGAGGUCGCACCGCCUAAGGAACCAGCAAAGCCGCUGACCCAGUCAAGACCAUCUUACGCCUGGAGUGUGGACACCAACCUGACCACCAGAAUAUCCACCUCAGAUAAGAACCUGGACACCAUCACGCCUCGUCCUCUCUCCUCCUCCUCCUCCUCCACGUCCUACUCCUCCUCCUAUCUGCCCUCCGUCUCCAUGGUGACGGCCCAGCCGUGGGGGAGCCAGAGGCUGAGCUCUGUGCCGGGUCUGUACCGGGUCCGGAGCCUGGAGGGGCUGGUGGACGGACCCGGACCUGCAUCCCCCGCGUCCCCCUCCUCCCCCUCCACCCCCUCGGGCCAGAAGGGGCUGACCGAGACCCUGCUGGAGGACUUUGAGGAGCGCCGGGCCAAGAUGAGGCUCGAGGAGAGUGCUUAUGCUGGGAUCCAGCCCAUUGAUGACGUAAACAAUGAGGUACUGGAGGCGACCCGUGUCGUACGCCAUAAGAACACCAGGGCUCUGCGCUGGGAGGCUGGCGUCUAUGACAACCAAGACGACAAAUAAGAUGUCCCCUUUCUCUACAGAUAAACCUAUGUACAGUAUGCCAACCAGCACACUAAAUGCCAACAGUACGCCAACACUACCCCCUUUUUCUACAGAUAAAUCCCACAUGUAUACCAACCAAGGCACCGAAUGAGCAUGCCAACACUGUUGGUUACAGUCCCUGGAGCAUUGUGGGGUUAGGUGCCUUGCUCAAGGACACAGCAGCCAUGGAUGUGUAGAAUAAUGGUGGCAUUCUAACAUCCACCUCCCUAACCACUAGGCCACGGCUGCCCCCAUUCUAGGCCUUGGCUACACCCUGCUUUUACAAGUUCUUAGAUCCUCUGCUAUUUUGAUCUCCUGUGCCUGGCAUGUCCAAAAGGACUGAAGAGCUAUAGCCUAACCCCAAAUAGUGGUGUGACCCCAGCCCACCAGAAUAGUGUGAAUGGCCCCUCAGAUAUUACAUUGCAUUUAGCAGACGCUUUGUAACCAAAGCGACUUACAAUAGAGGACAUAAGCAUACAUCGCCAACAUCACUGGCAGAUACAAAGUGCAGAGGAAAUAUGCAGAACAAGAAGUGCAGAUGCAAAGUAGGGUUCCAGAAUGGGAUAGCAUCAGAGCAUCUGGAUAGUGUAUCAGUCUCUCUGUAGACCCUUGAAAAGACUGUAACACAGGGCUGAAUGACUCAGACCAAAAAAAUGAUCGAGCAUUACAGUAUGUCUCUGUAUAAAAUUCCAUAUAAUAAUAUAUUAUAAUAAUAAUAAUGGUAUGUAAUAUAAUAAAAGUAAUAACAAUAAUAAUAUAAUAUAAUGCUAAGUUAAAAGCAAAAAUCUCUAGCAGGCUUAACUGAGGGUAAUGUUAGAUCAAGCAAUCACGUAGUGUAUGAUGAUUUUGCAUAUGCCUAGAGACUCUCAUCACGGCUUCGUCCUCUCCAGGAGUGUCUCCAUUGAUCCUGUAUGAAUGUGUGUGUGCAUGUUGCCUAGCGCUGAAUCAAGGCUGAUUGAGUUCACUGCCUCUUCUCCCGUCUCCGGCCGCUGUACAGUUUGAGUGCCUUUGCGCUCUCAAAAGCUCAAAUGCUGAUUCAUGUCAUGUGUUGGUGAUUCAUAAUGUUUCUUAAAGCAAGACUCGCUCGCACCCAUAUUUGACAUUAUUGAACUCUUAAUUUAAUAAAGUGAAAAUCUUGACGAUGUAUUUUCUUGAUUCUGUUUUACAGAAUAUCCUUAAAAAGCUGGAAUUUAGAAUUAAAUAGAAAAAAAACAAUAAAAGAUGAAAUCCAAUGUUUGGUUUUUGUGAGUGAGUGUAUUUUUUAUGUUAAGAAUGAGUUUCAUCACAGUUACGCACUUCUGCACUUAAGUUUUGACUUCUGUUUUCAACGGAAAAGGGAAACACUAACAUCUACCACAGUGGGUGGGUAUCGGUGGUGCACUUGAGACAAAUGGACUAUCACAGUCCAUUUCCAGAAAUAUAGCAUGACAUGCAAACCACAUAAGGUGACGAAAGCAUGUAUGUAUUUUUGAGUGCUCUCUCGCUCUCUCUCUCUCUCUUUCUCUCUCUCUCUCUCUCUCCCUCCCUCCCUCUCUCUCUGUAUCUCAAAUUCAAAUUCAAAUGGUGCUUUUUUAGUCUGACUGCUAAGACUGU
Molecule: messenger RNA, 5028 nt
Organism: Engraulis encrasicolus (European anchovy)
Lineage: Eukaryota; Metazoa; Chordata; Actinopteri; Clupeiformes; Engraulidae
Gene: misp
Product: mitotic spindle positioning
Exons: 7
Coding region: 100-3414 (1104 amino acids)
Source: RefSeq, a predicted model, not a curated record